UUCUGGAGCUCAAACAGUGCAAAUGGCUUCACUGAAUGUAUCUGCAGAAGAACUUUCUUGUCCCUUGUGCUGUAAAAUGUUCAAGGAUCCUGUUCUUUUAUCAUGUAGUCACAGUUUCUGUAAAGAGUGUCUUCAACAGUUCUGGAGAACCAAGGAAACUCAGGAGUGUCCUGUCUGCAGGGAAUUGUCCAGUCAUGAUCCUCCAACUAAUUUUGUGUUAAAGAACUUGUGUGAGUCGUUCCUGAAGGAGAGAAAUGAGAGUUGUUCAUCAGGAUCUGAGGAGAUCUGCAGUUUACACAGUGAGAAACUCAAACUCUUCUGUCUGGAGGACAAACAGCCUGUGUGUUUAGUGUGCAGAGAUUCAAAUCAACAUGACAAUCACAAAUUCAGACCCAUCAGUGAAGUUGUUCAUCCGUGUAAGGAAAAGCUCAAUACAGCACUGAAGUCUUUACAAGAGAAACUUAAACACAAUGAAAACAUUAAAGAAGAGUUUGAGAAAACAGUUCAACACAUGAAGUCUCAAGCUGAGCACACAGUUCGUCAGAUUAAACAGCAGUUUGAGAAGCUUCAUCAGUUUCUCAGAGAUGAAGAAGAAGCUACAAUCACUGCACUGAGGGAGGAAGAGGAGCAGAAUAUGCAGAUGAUGAAGGAGAAGCUGGAGGAGAUCAACAGACACAUCUCAACUCUUUCACACACAAUCAAAGACACAGAGGAGAUGAUGAAAGACAAUGACGUCUGCUUUCUAAAGAAGUUUCUAGUCACAAUGGAAAGAGUCCAGAUCUCACAGCCGGAUCCACAGACGCCUUCUGGAGCUUUGAUUCAUGUGCCACGUUACUUGGGCAACUUGCCAUUCAGAGUCUGGAAGAAGAUGCAGGACAUUGUCCAAAACACUCCCGUGAUUCUGGAUCCAAACACUGCUCAUCCAUUUCUCGUUGUGUCUGAUGAUCUGACCAGUGUGAGAGAGAGUGAGAACAAACAACUACUUCCUAAUAAUCCAGAGAGAUUUGACAUCUAUGCAUGUGUUUUGGGUUCAGAGGGUUUUAACUCAGGAAUACACUGCUGGGAUGUGGAGGUUAAAGAGAGCCGAUGUUGGAGUGCUGGAGUAACUACAGCAUCAAACCAAAGGAAGGGACGUGAUUUCUUUAACACUGAUGUCUGGGUUGUGCAAUAUGACCCGUAUGGUCUAAUUGAUGGUUCUUUUAACGAAUUUCCUGUUGAACAGGAUCUUGAGCGUGUGAGAGUGUAUCUGGACUAUGACAGAGGAACGGUGUCAUUCUCUGAUCCUGUAACUAACACACAUCUACACACAUUCACAACCACCUUCACUCACACUGUCUUUCCAUUUUUCUGGUGCGAUUUGUUUUCUUCUCUGAGGAUCUUACCAACCAAUAGUCAGUAAUAGUUACAGCUGUAGAUCUGGAUCUUCCUGCUUUCAUCUUCUUUCAAUAUUUAAUCCAUAUCACAUGAGUAAGAGUGAUCUGUUAAUCUGAAUUUCAGCUGCAGCGGAUGACAUUACUCCAUGUUGAAUAUUACUGAUAUCCAAAUUUGUUUUCCGUUUCUUGCGCACAGCCAUUUCCACACAGCUUUCAAAGUAUUCUGAACUGUGGAAGAGCACAAGUAUAUUUUAUACAACAACUAAGAAGUUAAUACUGAUUAAGCUACAAGUUAAUAUUGAGUGAGACUUGUUGGUAUUGUCUUUUUUUUUCCACCAAUGAAAAUAAAUCUAAAUAAAGCCACACUCUAAACCCGGCUAAGUUGAAUUUACUUAAAAAACUUAAGGAAACUGGUUG
Molecule: messenger RNA, 1790 nt
Organism: Labeo rohita (rohu)
Lineage: Eukaryota; Metazoa; Chordata; Actinopteri; Cypriniformes; Cyprinidae
Product: nuclear factor 7, brain-like
Exons: 6
Coding region: 23-1399 (458 amino acids)
Molecular function (GO): protein binding; zinc ion binding
Source: RefSeq, a predicted model, not a curated record